AUGGAAGAGAACGUGUCAAUUGGAGAUGAAAACUCACCUUUUAAAGUCACCGUUGACAAGUAUUGUAACUAUAUUAUCGAGAUAAAAAAGUUGAUCGAUCAACCUCGAGUCGGCAUCGAAGAUGAUGACUCGAAUAUUGUGCCAGCUGAGUCACCGGGAAAAAUAAAUUCGAUGACAAAUAUCAACUUUCUGGACUUUGUUAAUGAGAUAUCUGAGGCAACGAGAACACUUUCAUUGAAUGGCAAAGACGUUUUUCUUCGAUACGGAAAACGUCUGGAAGACCAGGAUAUUCAAAACUUACUAAUUUUUCUGCGAGAAAAUCCAGCAAUUGUUGACCUUGAUUUAUCUUUCAAUGAUAUUCACUGUGAUGGUUUCAUCGAUAUAAUCAACUACCUCACGGCUCACGAACAAAUCGUAAGACUCAAUCUACAAAACAACGAAAUAAGAACCAAGGGGGUAGCACACUUAUGUGAAUCUGGGGACAACUUGAAACUGGAAGUUCUGUGGUUGAAUGGGAACAAAUUUGGUGUGGAGAGUUCGAAACAAUUGGCAUUAAUGCUUUCGAAAAAUCGAUGGCUUCGUGAACUGAAUGUGGCUGAGGUCGAUCAAACUGCUUCGAGUCUGGUUUACUUUACUACAAUUCUGAGACACGAUCAGGAUCUGCACAACGCAACUCUUAAGACUUUGAACAUCAGUAGCCCCCAUCCAGGAUGCAUGUACUAUUUCGAUAGUGCUCAUUUUGCCACUCUCAUUGGCUCCAUGCUCAAAACCAACAAAUGUCUGCAAAAUUUGCAUAUCCAAAAGUUCGGAUUUACCUGCCACGAUAUCGAGCUGAUGUUUGUAGAUGGAAAAUUGAACAGAACUCUUUUACUCCUGGAUUUGAGUGGCAACAAUAUCGGUGAUUUUGGGGUCGAAUUUAUCGCCGAAUGGUUGGCGAAAAAGCCAGCAAUUUCUAGGCUGGUAUUAGCUCAUAAUAUUAUAACGAGUGCAGGAGCGAGAGCUUUGAGCCAGGGAUUACCAUUUUCGAAAAUCAAGCAUCUUGAUAUCUCGUACAACCGCAUAGACGACUUCGGAAUCAGUGAUAUUCUCAAUACCCUGAAGAAGAGUCCUUGCAUUAGGAGCUUAAAGUUAUUUGGAAAUUGCGUCGGUUACGAAUCUUCAAAGAUUAUCAAUCGAAUGUUACUAUCCGGAGUUCUAGUUCAAAAUCAUUUGGAUGUGAGACCAUACAGAGUUAAUCACGAAUGGCAAUGUGCUCUUUACCAAGAAGAACAUUUUUAA
Venturia canescens is the source of this 1278-nucleotide messenger RNA. RefSeq names its product leucine-rich repeat-containing protein 74A-like. The transcript is spliced from 7 exons. NCBI's taxonomy places the organism in Eukaryota, Metazoa, Arthropoda, Insecta, Hymenoptera, Ichneumonidae. Gene Ontology annotation, molecular function: protein binding. The record is from RefSeq and is a predicted model, not a curated record. Bases 1 to 1278 code for a protein of 425 amino acids.